AUUCUGGUUGAAUCGAGUUCCAACCACGACCCAUAACGAUAUCAGCUGGAUAUCUGGUUGGGUUUAGAAAACAUUGUUGGUACCCGAUAGAUAAUUACUAUGCUGGCAGUCCAGUGCAGCAACCUCGACAUAAAAAAAGAAAAAAAAAAUCGCUAUAAAGGCGGCAACUUGAAAAUAUGACCGUUGGGAGUCUCUUUUAAGAUUGAAUACUGGAGAGAGCCAAUGAUUUCGGAAAGUCAAGGAGAAAGACUCCCUUUCUCUGCACUAUUAAGGAAAGAAGCCAACUUACUAAUGAAGAAGAACACAAGAGAACGUAGCAAAAUGGAAAAUCACGAAACACAUGGGGCGGAGGAGAUGGUGGCGUCGGAGGAGGAAUCGCACCCUUAUGCAUUUCAUGUGUCUGGGCCUCGAAAUGUAGCUUCUCCCAAUUGGAGAGACCUUAUCAAUUCCAGUUGGAAGGAUGAGAACUACAAGAGAACAGUAAUUGCCUGCUUCAUUCAAGCAGUCUACUUGCUGGAGCUUGACAGACAAGAAAAUAGAACACAAGAGAAUGGGCUUGCUUCAAAGUGGUGGAUACAAUUCAAGUACAAGGUAACCCAAGUAUUAACUGAUGAAAGAGAUGGGUCUAUUUUCGGUGCAGUAUUAGAAUGGGACCGAUCUGCAGCAUUGGCUGAUAUGAUACUUAUUAGGCCUAGCGGUGCACCUAAAGCUGUUUUAGCACUCCGAGGAACACUUCUCAAAAGUCCAACAAUCCGAAGGGACAUUGAAGACGAUCUCCGUUUUCUAGCAUGGGAAAGCUUGAAGGGUUCUGUCAGAUUCAAAGUAGCACUUGACUCGAUAAAAUCAGUUGCAGAAAGCUAUGGAAGCAGCAAUGUCUGCAUUGCAGGUCAUUCCUUGGGAGCUGGCUUUGCUCUCCAAGUUGGAAAAGCAUUAGCUAAAGAAGGGAUAUAUGUGGAGACUCAUUUAUUUAAUCCUCCCUCAAUUUCUAUAGCUAUGAGCUUAAGGAAUAUUGGGGAAAAAGCUUGGAACAUGAUUAAAUCUAUGGUUCCUUUAAAGACCAGUGGAUCACAGGCCACUAAUGACGUUGAUGAUGACAAAACUUCUGCUGUUGGCUUGAGGAAUUGGGUGCCAUAUUUCAGGGAUAAAACCUCAAUAGGAUUGAAAAAAUGGGUACCCCAUUUAUAUGUGAAUAAUAGUGACUAUAUCUGUUGCCAUUACACUGAAGCAGAUAGAAUUGUAGAUGAAGAAGCUAAUGAGGAGAACGUGAAUUGUACAAAUACAUCAAAUGGAAAGGUUGCAGCGAAGCUGUUUGUAAUGUCUAAGGGAAAGCAGAAAUUUCUUGAGGCUCAUGGGUUAGAGCAGUGGUGGUCUGAUGAUCUGCAACUUCAAAUAGCUCUCAAUAGCAGCAAGCUUAUAAGCAGGCAGCUGAAAUCCUUGCAUAGCCUUCCAUCAUGACAAAUGACAAUUAAUUGCUUGCUUCCUUUGUUCAUACCCAAUAUUCAUUUUGGUAAGUUGUAUCUGAAAAAGAAAAAUCAUUGUUUGUAAGGAUAAAAGUUUUUGCUAUCUGAUGUCAGUCUAUCAGUCUUCUUUCUUAUUCCUAUUUGUUUUUAAAUUGUUUUAAUUAAUAAAACAAAAGUUGGACA
This is a messenger RNA of Jatropha curcas, 1643 nucleotides long. Its product is annotated as alpha/beta-Hydrolases superfamily protein. The record is from RefSeq and is a predicted model, not a curated record. Lineage: Eukaryota; Viridiplantae; Streptophyta; Magnoliopsida; Malpighiales; Euphorbiaceae.